Molecule: messenger RNA, 7664 nt
Organism: Biomphalaria glabrata
Lineage: Eukaryota; Metazoa; Mollusca; Gastropoda; Planorbidae
Product: delta-like protein D
Exons: 11
Coding region: 670-3249 (859 amino acids)
Biological process (GO): multicellular organism development; Notch signaling pathway; cell communication
Cellular component (GO): cell surface; signaling receptor complex; plasma membrane
Molecular function (GO): calcium ion binding
Source: RefSeq, a predicted model, not a curated record
UUGAGGACACGUCUUCCAAGUCGAGUUUUUCCCGAUAGCCAGCCAAUGUCCAUAAUAGUCUAGCUAUAGUAGCACAAGUCUUGAUAGUGAGUAGGUUUGACCUUAUCGUUUGCUAAAAGAAGGAAUUAAUGGGUGUCUUGCUGUUCAUUUAAGACUUUUUUUCAUAGAUCAGUGACUGAUUUUUUCCAAACUGAGUAUGUGUGUAAAUAAAUUUUCUGAUGUCAUCAUUUUAAAUAAGGUCCAUAAACAAGGCACCAAGAUGAGGUAUUCGUGUGUUUAUGGGUUGCUUACUUUCUCUGCUGUGUAAGUAAAUGAUAUAGACUCUAGAUCUAGACUAGACGCAUUCAUUGCAGUGACUCUUGCUAGAAUGACGCCUGUGAUGUUCGGCCGUACGGAUUUGAACCAGAACCUUCUAAGUAAGGUUAACAAAAUGUUCAUAUUUCAUGUCAGACACCGUCAUAAAAUGAAGGUACAUCUAGCCGCUGCUGUCAAUCAGUGGAAAAAAGGGGCGGGACUGAGCGGCUUCGCGCGAAGGGAAGCUGUUCGUCGGCUGGCUGGCAGAAGCAGUGUUUUGCGUGAUCAAACCCCCGACUUUAGAAUUUAUAGUGAGACGGUAGAACGUGGACGUACUACAGACUGGUGUCCACAAGCACACACGCGCACACCAACAUGAGUCCGGCACAAUACGCCGUCUUAUGGACCUUGUAUAUUCUCUGUGUACAAGAGACUGAGACAUCAGGAGUGUUAGAGCUUCAGAUCAGGUCGUUCAGAAACGACAUUGGACUCACGGCUAACAACACUUGUUGUAGCGGCUUCCGGCAGGACGGACUCUGCUCCUCGCCUUGUCGGACGUUCUUUAAAGUGUGCCUGGCCCACUUCCAAUCGGACAUCGGCAACAACCCGGAGCCCAAAUGCACGUUUGCCAAUUACACUACCCCCGUCUUGGGGAAAAACACCAUGGAUUUUACGGGCCUGUCAAACCUUCCUGUGCAGUCCCAACAGAAUGUCUUCACUUUUCCAGUUACUCAAUUUCAAUGGCCGGGGGACUUCUCCUUGAUCAUCGAGGCUUGGCAUGAUACGACCCAGGAUGUACCCAGCAGAAAAGAUGUUCAGAUGGUGCUGAUAGCUCGCCUGGCCACCAUCAGAGCCGCCAGUUCCGGUCCGGAGUGGUACAACUACACAGAAACCUUCAACAACAGCACUAAACAGCUCGUCUACGCCUACAGGUUCGUCUGCGAGAAGAACUACUAUGGCGCCAAAUGCAGUGAUCUCUGCCGCCCCAGGGACGACCAGUUUGGACACUACACCUGUAGUGCUAAUGGCUCCUUCGUCUGUAUGGAUGGCUGGGAUGGCCGCUACUGCGAUACAGCUGUUUGUUUACCUGGUUGUGAUGCAGCCAAUGGAUUCUGCGACCAGCCCAAUGAAUGCAAGUGCAAAUUGGGCUGGCAAGGUACCUACUGCAAAGAGUGUAUCCCAUACCCUGGCUGUCAGAGAGGAUCCUGUGAGAGACCCUGGCAGUGUAACUGUCAGGAAGGCUGGGGUGGCCUGUUCUGUAAUCAAGACCUUAAUUUCUGCACUCACCACAAGCCUUGUAGAAAUAAUGGUAUUUGUACCAACACGGGACAGGGGAGCUACACAUGCAACUGUGUUGGGAGCUACACUGGAGAUAAUUGUGAACGAGAGCUAGAUGACUGCAAGUCCAAGCCCUGUAUGAACAAUGGAGUUUGUAAGGAUAUUGGCAAUGGCUUCCAGUGUCAGUGUCCUCAAGGGUUCUAUGGUCGUCAAUGUGAGAGGGAGGCUAUGUCCUGCAAAGCUAGCCCGUGCCUGUAUGGCGGCACCUGCAUAGAGAAAGAUGAGACUUACUACUGUGUCUGCCCGGCUGGGUUGACUGGCCGAAAUUGUGAACAGGAUAUCAACGAAUGUCUGUCAUCCCCUUGUCAGAACGAUGGCCGCUGCAGUGACCAGCUCAAUGGCUACCGCUGUGUUUGUCAGCAGGGUUUCAGCGGCUCUGAGUGUCAGAUCAAUGAUGAUGACUGCAAGUACAAGCCAUGCCUAAACAACGGCAUUUGUAUUGACGCAGUCAAUGGCUACAGGUGUCAGUGCAUGGCUGGCUUUGUGGGAUCUCUGUGCCAGGAUAAUGUCAAUGACUGCGAGAUGAGGCCGUGCGCCAAUGGUGGCAUCUGUACCGAUGAAAUUAAUGACUUUAGCUGUGAGUGCAAACCAGGCUUUUCUGGUAAAGACUGCAGUGUGCAGGUCAAAGAGUGUAAGCUGCACCCUUGCCUUAAUGGUGGGACCUGUACUGACCUCUUGGGCGAUUACUCUUGCUCAUGUCCUUUUGGCUUUUGGGGCAAAAAUUGCCAACUCUCUGAGAGAGUGGUGGCUGCCAGUAAUGACACACUUAUCAGAAACACAAACACUGGAGCAUUGCCAACUACAGAUCAGAAAAUUACAACAACCAAUGCACCAAUUGAUAUGUUGCCCACACCCAGUUCCAGCCAAGAGAAGGAAACUGGCCUGAGCUUAACGGAGAUGCUUGUUAUAGUGUGUGUUGGCGGAGGAAUACCCUUGAUUAUCAUCAUUAUAGUUGUUACAUUUUUCUUGUGUCGCAAGCGGUCCUUCCUGAACCAGCGCCACACGCAAGACAACCUCGAGAAUCUUGCCAGGGAGCACAACUACAUCAACAACAUGAACAACAAAUGCGGGGAUACUUUCAGCUCCAUCCCACCAUCCGCAUCCAACUCAUCCAGCAUCAAGAUCAGCAAUGAAGAACAGCAGGAUAUUAACAAGCUUAAGGCAAAACAGUUCAUGCUCUCAGGGGACUGUGGUGGCUCUGAUGUGGCAGGCAGCACGGCUUCUGUCAUGCAGAUUUCCAAGAGCAAACAGAUGCUUGAUGAUCCUAUGGAGUACCCCUCUUGCUCUAGUGCAGUUAUAUCUGUUGGUGGAUCUAAAAAUGCAGACAUUCAGGCCUAUGAACCACCAUUCAGGAGACUUAACGUGGAUUCAUUACAGAUAGACACAGGGACAGCAAACAGAGGCCAUCACCCUGACCAUUCCAGUCAUGUCCUAGUGAAAUCCUCAGGACAGUUGAGGCCUAGUGGUUCAGAGCAAGGCAUGAAAGACAGUCCUCCACUGAAAGGCUACAGCGCCUCAUUGGCUUCUCCAGUCACCAUUGCACCACAGCAGCAGCAGCCACCAGCUUACCUUCGUCACUUGCGCUAUGAUGAAGAUUACUUAGCUACAGAAGUCUGAUCUACUUUCCACACUCGCACACUAGAUGGAUAUAUCCACUGUUGGAUUACCUUAAUUUGCGGAUAGCUUCUUCUGUAGGAGACAGAGACCUUGCAUAUCACUCAGCGCUGUAUAGCACACACUGACCGCCGUUCCAGAGAAACGUUUGCGGAGCUGACUUGAAGCUAUUGUACAAUUCCUCCUGUUACAGCCUGUUGUUUUAUGCAGAACUUUAAACUAAGGCAUGUUGUUGUUUCAUUCUCUAUUGACAUGAACAAUUGUGUAUAAAUAUUUCUCUUCCUUUGCCCAUGUUUGGAAGUGGUAGGUGGAGUCAGGCUAAUGCCCAUGUUUGGAAAUGGUAGGUGGAGUCAGGCUAAUAUGCCCAUGUUUGGAAGUGGUAGGUGGAGUCGGCUAAUGCCUUCCCCCUCCCCGUCCCAAUCUUCUUUCUGACUUGUUGACUCUGAACGUCUUCAUUCCUGUACAAGACUUGCAUUGAACUUAAUGUUCACUGGAGAUACUAUUCAGACAUGAACUACAUUUUCAAGUUCAGGGCAUACAUAUCCUAACAGGAUGAUCUGUCAAAGUUGAACAAUUCUUCACAUUUUUCUAUGCAUGCUAUGUUGACUUUAAAAUUGCAUACAGUAUGCAGUUACACAUAUAGUUUCAGAAUGCAAUGUUGAUCCCCCCCCUCCUAAAAGUUGCAUUUAGAAUGCAGUGUUGAUUCAGUGGGCAAGUUGACUAAAGAUUGCAUACAGCCUGAAGAGUUGACUUGACAUUGUAUUAAACAUGUUCAUGUUGACUUGACAUUGUAUUAAACAUGUUCAUGUUGACUUGAUCCUCCAGUGAUUCAACUUUCAUGUUUAUUUAUUUCUGACAUAUUUAAAAUACAUUUUUAUACCAAAAUAAAUUUAGACAAAUAUUUUUACCAAUCAGGCAAUUAACUUUAAAAGUUGCUCUAGAGUCGUGUAACUAGCCAGGUUUCAUUACCAUUUCAUUUUUAUAGAAAAAUGGAGUUAUGUGAAAUUGUCAUUUGUUCACAAUGAAUAAUCCAAAGUAUCACUAGUUGAUAGAGGUUACGAUUGAAUAGUAGAAAUAUUCUAUUUACUUUAUAUUUUUAUGAUCAUUAUUUACUGAGAAUGGCUGGUGAAGAAUCAGAAUGACAUCAGGGACUUGAGUGUAGCCCCUAGAGCAGCAUCUCUUAUGAAGUCUACAUUUAAUCUUUGGUCAAGAGAAUGGAAUUCAAAUAGUCAUUGAAAACUCUUUUGGAAUGUUGAUUCUAUGCAAAAUAUUUUGUGAUUAUUUUUAUAAUUUAUUUUUUUUUUGGUAAAAUUAUCCUGUUACUUGGGAGAGAAAGAAAGAUGUUCUACUUUCAUUGCCAGAUUUUACUGUUCCACUGUCAUUGCCAGAUUGAAUAUCUAUCUCCAGUAGUUUUUGGUCCUAGUAUUGUAAGCUUGUGUAUAUGUCUCCUUCAAAUGCAUGCUUCAUGUGAAAGUAAGUAUUUCUUGUUAGAAAACAUUUUUGUCUUGAUUUCUUAUUUGAUUUGGGCCAAACUUUCUCCAUAUUCAACAGUUGGUUUGACAGAUAAGCUUGGAGCCAUUGCUGUGUGUCUGGCAUUUUGUUUGAAUUUCUUCUUCCACUUUUCUUUCUCUUUGAGUUGAACAAAUUAGUUCCCAGUGACCUUGACUUUGACUUCAAUGUUUUCAAUCAUUCUAAACAUUCCAUCUUGUCAGAGUCAGAACGUCUGCACUAAAAAAUCUGGCCUACUGAUGAAGCUGGGUGAUUUCAGUCAGAUAAUAAAGCACUAAAAGACUAAAUGAUCAAGUCAUCUAGCUGAAUGACUUUUUUUUUUCUCAGACCCUAUGUGUUAAGUUAUCUAGCUGAUGACCCUAAUCACUUUAUGCUGAGGUGUUUUGGCUAGCUGGGUCAGAUCAUCUGUUCUGAUUAAAAUUCGUUAUCAAAUGGGCCAAAAAAAAUCAAGCUUUGCUUAAAAAAACCAAGACGUGAAAGGAAUAGCGAGACACUACUAUCUAAAGUCUGUCUUUGUGGUUAGUCUUCACAAUUGCUUGCUUUCCUGGGACGAACCAAAUGGCAGCAGUAUAAAUAAUGUUUUUUUUCUUAUGUAUUUUUUUUUUAUUACAACUUUGUGUACAGUAUGUUAAAUUAUUUGUUUUUAUACACUUCAAUUUGUUUUUCUUUUUGGAUGACAGCUUCAUAUUUAUAUAUAGAUCAUUUUUUUAAACUUUGUUUUGACAUGAGGAUAGGACACACAUAGGUGACUAUUGAAUGACAUGAGGAUAGGACACACAUAGGUGACUAUUGCAUGACAUAAGGACAGGACACACAUAGGUGAAUAUUGGAUGACAUUAGGACAGGACUAACUGAUGACCAUUGGAUGACAUAAGGACAUGACUCGUAGGUGACCAUUGGAUGACAUAAGGACAUGACUCGUAGGUGACAAAUGGAAGACAUAAGGACAAAGGUGAUUAUUGCAUAAGGAAGGAUAAGACACACACAGAUGACUAUUGGAUGACAUAAGGACACAUAGAUGAUUAUUGGAUGACAUAAGGAUAGGACACACAUAGAUGAUUAUUGUGUGACAUAGGACAACAUGGACAUACAUAUAUAUUUAUGACAGACAUGAUGUUGGCAGUCUUUAUGUUUCAACCAGGGCCAAUGCUUUAUGCUAGUCAAAUCUAUACGUCAUGUAGAUACAACACAUCUUGUCCGGCCACGGCACUGGCCUAUAUCACUUGUGUAUAUUUCUCUGUAGAAUAAUGUAUAAAGACUUCAUUUUUUGGCGUGUGUAGAUCUGUUUAUAUGUAAGAUGACUCCGCCUUGAUCAUAGGCAAGAAUGUUGACCACAGUCUGAUUAGAAUCUCUUGGCAUUUCAUCUGCACAUUAAAAUCAAGAUGUUUAUUUAGAAGCAUAAUCUGUCCUUCAGUUUGUUUAUUCUCUGUCAAUGAGAUCUUCUUUCUGCUCAUAGAAACUAAAGGUUGUCCUUUUUUUUUUUUUUAAAUUGUGUUCCAGAAAUUGUUUUAUUUUCCUUUUUUUGUGGAUCCCAUUGUUUUGAUUGUUACUUCUAUUAUCUUAGCAUAUAGAAACAAAAAACUAAGUGCAAAACCUUUUUCUCUGUUUGUGUAUUCUGAGGAGAUCAUUUAGUCCAGACAGAAACUUGGUUAGCAUGCCAAUGAUUGGUUUGUUUUGUUACCUUAGUUUUAAUGAUGAAAACUUUUGAAUGUUAAAUUUACUAUGUAAUUACAAUGAUUGACUUUCUAUGUUACUUCUAAAUUAUAAAUUGAUUGAAUGUUAGUCACUCUAUGAACUUCAUUGUGACUGCUAGGUCAUUAAUUAAAUUAUGUAUGAUUGAGGGGCAGUGAGCCUUUUAUCAAUUAAGGGAUGAUUAAUCUUUUUUUUUUUUAGUGCUGGCAUAUUUUUGUUUAAUAAAUAUAUUUAUGGAUGAUUGAAGGUGUGAUUGACUGUAAAAGAGUAACUGUUAAAUGUCAGCCCUUCUUGUGAAUGUAUGUUUAAAAGCUUGCUUAUGAGAUUGAUCAAAAUCUGUAAUACUUGUUCAGUUAAAACCACAAUGAGGGCUAAAUCUAUUCACUGCUGUAUACCUGCCUAAAAGUAGCUUUUAUAUAGAGUUCCUACCAAAAUAGAAAUGUGCAAGUGACACUAUGGUUACUAGAUUAGUGACGUAUUGCACAGUGGGUAGGGUCACAGAGUACUAGCACUGAGGGAUUCCAUCAUUCAAGAAGUAAGGAUACACUAGCUUAGGAAAACAAAAAACUUGCAGAGAAAUUUUAAGUUACAAUUUAUUUCUAUCUUGUAACAUUCAGAUAUCUUUUAUUAGUGCAGCAUGUAUAUGGCUUUCAUAGCUGUGUUGUAACAUCCCUCACAGCUGUGUCCACCAUGUAUUCAUCCUCAUAGCUGUGUCUGUCAUGUCAUCCCUCGUAGAGGUGUCCAUCAUGUAUACAUCCCUCACAGCUAUGUCCAUCUUGUACAUGUCCCUCACAGCUGUAUCAAUCAUGUACACAUCUAUCACAGUUGUGUCCAGCCUGUAUACAUCCCUCACAGCUGUGUCCAUGUGCAGCUUGUAGCAAAGCAGUGUACGUUGUUGUCUGAACAAAGUGUGUGUGCGUGUGUGUCUCUCUUCUCGCCAAGAUGCUAUGUUUCCACCUACGAAUACCUGUGAUGACAGUAUGUAUAUAGUUCUGUAUAUUUAUAGCCCGCCCCCGCUCCCCCCCUCCCAAUUGGAAGACUUACAAUCAUGAUUUUUUUUUUCAUAAUUAUUUACCAUCACACACACAACUGGUUGCCUUGACAAUACAAGAUGGCUGCCAUUGGAACAAGAUGGUUUUGAACUGUAUACUUUAUUAUGACUGUUCUGAUGACAUCAUUAAAGAAGGUCACACAAUAAACUGUUUCUUUAAUAUAAA